This is a messenger RNA of Papilio xuthus (Asian swallowtail), 474 nucleotides long. RefSeq lists its product as uncharacterized. The record is from RefSeq and is a predicted model, not a curated record. The annotation marks the transcript as partial. The transcript is spliced from 3 exons. Lineage: Eukaryota; Metazoa; Arthropoda; Insecta; Lepidoptera; Papilionidae.
GUACAUCAGAGAAGGUAAUGGGCAGCAGCCAGUCGGUGCGCGAGAGCCACUUCCAGCGCGAGGCGGCGCAACCCGGCCAACCCGGCGGGCCGGGACAGCCGGGACGAGCGGAGGACGCGGACCCCGCCGACCAGCACAUCAGCAUUUCUAACAAAAUGGUGGAGCGGCUGGUGGAGGACGCGACGCUGGCGGGGCGCGCGGCGGGUGCGGGGGUGGCGGCGGGCGGCGCGCCGCGCGGUCACUACAAGGAGAAGAUGUUCAUGGAGAAGCUCAUCUAUCUCGACGAUAACCAUUCGCAGAGAUACAGGAUAACGGUGGAGGACCUGAACGCGACGGCGGCGCGCAUCGAGCUGCGCACCGGCAACAUGGUGAGCGUGGCGCCGGUGUGCGCGCACUGCAAGCAGGGCGUCAUCGAGUGCUACGCGCGCGCAGACCGCCCCGGCGCGCACCGCCUCGACUGCGCCGACGCCGUCG